CCCCGCGAGGCGGACCUGACGUGUGCGGUGAAGUUAGCCCAAGUCAGCUGAAUGUGAUUGCGAAUGAAAAAUCGGCGGAAGGUUUUGUUCAGAAUAAAAGGAUAGCUUACCACUUUUUUGCGACGAAACUAGUGCCCAAACGGAAAAUUUAUCUAAAAUGCUUCACCGGUGUAUCGUUCGCUCUUUGAGGCUGAAUCGAGUUGUUGUUGGUCGUUACUAUACAACCGCUGAAAACACCGAUAAAGGUGCACAGCCUCCUCCCGAUGCCGAACAAACCGCACAACCAGUAGACGAGUUUACCAAAGAGUUCCUCAAAAAUCAAGUCAAACUUACCGACCUGCAGCGAUUGAUUCUCAGCGCCGGUAGUUCCAUUGCUGCCCUAAUUGAUCCUCGAAGACAUGACAUGAUCGCUUGCCUAGGGGAAACGACCGGUGUUCCGGCAUUGGAGAGCAUUCGCCAACAGAUGCGCAACUGCGAAGAAGGUCGUCAGAUAUUGGCAGAUAAACCACGCAUCAACACUCGGACGGUGGACAUGGAUGCGCUGAGGAAACUUCCAGAAAAUACGUUUGGCUUUCAUUAUGUUACGUUUCUGGAAAAGCACGAAAUAACACCCGACUCGCGGAUGGAAGUAAAAUUUAUGGACGAUCCCGAACUUGCCUACGUCAUGACACGGUACCGUGAGGUGCACGACUUGGUUCACGCCGUUUUCGGAAUGCCAACCAACAUGCUGGGAGAAGUGGCCAUCAAAUGGAUAGAGGCCAUCAACAUUGGUUUACCCAUGUGCUACGGAGGAGCAGUUUUCGGAGCGUUUCGACUCAGGCCAAAGCAACGUCAGAACUAUCUACAACGUUAUCUUCCGUGGGCUUUAAAAAUGGGACAACGCGCCAGACCGCUUAUGUGCGUUUACUGGGAAAAACGCUGGGAGCAGGACAUCGACGAAUUAAGAGCAGAAUUGAAUAUUGAAGUACUUAAAUUAGAUUAAAUUGAAAUCUGCUGUAAUAUAUAAUUUUUGUUCUAUA
Aedes albopictus (Asian tiger mosquito) is the source of this 1019-nucleotide messenger RNA. It is a transcript of the gene Coq4, whose product is annotated as ubiquinone biosynthesis protein COQ4 homolog, mitochondrial. Gene Ontology annotation, cellular component: mitochondrion; mitochondrial inner membrane. Lineage: Eukaryota; Metazoa; Arthropoda; Insecta; Diptera; Culicidae. The transcript is spliced from 5 exons. The record is from RefSeq and is a predicted model, not a curated record. Gene Ontology annotation, biological process: ubiquinone biosynthetic process. The coding region runs from base 158 to 982 and encodes 274 amino acids.